Hypanus sabinus (Atlantic stingray) is the source of this 3417-nucleotide messenger RNA. It is a transcript of the gene tbx21, whose product is annotated as T-box transcription factor 21. Gene Ontology annotation, molecular function: DNA-binding transcription factor activity, RNA polymerase II-specific; RNA polymerase II cis-regulatory region sequence-specific DNA binding. The record is from RefSeq and is a predicted model, not a curated record. Bases 163 to 1881 code for a protein of 572 amino acids. Gene Ontology annotation, biological process: cell fate specification; positive regulation of DNA-templated transcription; lymphocyte migration. The transcript has 6 exons. Lineage: Eukaryota; Metazoa; Chordata; Chondrichthyes; Myliobatiformes; Dasyatidae. Gene Ontology annotation, cellular component: nucleus.
GCAGAGUGUAAUGUUUAAUAGGAGCUGGUACCUGAAAGACCUAGUCAAGAGUUUUUAGACACCUUGAUGGGCAUUAUCUCGUGUUACAGUAGCACCCAGAAACUUUGAUCAGUUGUUUUUUUAAAAGUUUACAUUUUUUCCUUCCCUUUCUCUGUUCAGUCCAUGGGAGGAUCGACUCCAGACUCCGGCUCCAACUUUCCCAUCACUAUGUUGAACCAGCCAGAGUCCAGCGAGAACUUCAACAAAGAAGCCGAGAGGAAUAAACCGAUGCAAGACUACCAAGAGCUCAGAUAUGGAAUGCAGGACAGGUUCUUUUUAAUGGGAGACCAGUGUCAGAGCACCCCGGACUCUGUCCCUCUCCCAUAUCCGAGCCAGCACAUUUCGACCACCGGAAUCGCUGUAGGUAACUCCAGCAGGUAUUUGACACCGGCACUGCCUAACUGUCCUUAUACUGCCAAUAGAUCGCAGGUCCCCGGAGCGCCGAGCUACCCGACGCCAGGAACAGAGGUUUACGCGACGGGCACCGAUUCCUUCUCUGCUCCCUAUGCUCACUCCUUCCAGCGGACUUCCCUCUGCUCUGUGCCGGGGCUGCAGGUAUCUGGCAAAGUGCAGAUUAUGCUGUGCAACUAUCAGCUCUGGACUAAAUUUCACAAGCAUCAGACGGAGAUGAUCAUCACCAAACAAGGCAGGCGGAUGUUUCCUUUCCUGAGUUUUAACAUCACGGGGCUGGAUCCUUCUGCUCAUUAUAAUAUUUAUGUGGAUGUUGUCCUGGCAGAUCAGCAUCAUUGGAGGUACCAGGGAGGAAAGUGGGUGCAGUGUGGCAAAGCAGAAGGCAAUAUGCAAGGUAAUCGGACGUACAUGCACCCAGACUCUCCGAACACAGGGGCUCACUGGAUGCGCCAGGAAAUCUCCUUUGGUAAACUAAAGCUGACCAAUAACAAAGGAGCAUCCAACAACGUCACUCAGAUGAUUGUGCUGCAGUCUCUUCACAAGUACCAGCCCCGGCUGCACAUUGUCCAAGUGAAAGAGGAUGGUGCCGAAGAUCCAUACCUCACAUCCAAAAUGCAAGCGUUCACGUUCCCUGAAACACAAUUCAUCGCAGUGACCGCCUACCAGAACGCAGACAUCACCCAACUUAAAAUAGACCACAACCCUUUUGCAAAAGGCUUCCGAGACAAUUUUGACUCAAUAUACACCAACUCGGAAGGAGACCGACUAACUCCUUCUCCGCCAGACCAGCAGAACUGCCAGCAGUUGGUUCCCGCCCCACGCUACCAGCCUUUCCUACACGACCAGUACAUGAAUGCACUGCCACAGGGUAGAUACUACAAUGGGGAGCGGACUGUGUCCCACACGUCCAAACACCGGGAAGAUAUUACAAACCCUCACCGCUGGUUCAUGUCACCAGUACAGCAGUCUAACACCAACCGGCUGGAUUUCAGUACGUAUGAUCCUGAAUACACAGGAAAUGCAUUUAUGACUUACAGCAUGAAAAGUUUCCCACUUCAAGCAAGCCCCCAUGCCCUUGGUUACUACCAAGAUCAUCCAUUCAGUUCAGGGAAUACCUGGGGCACUAGGGGACCUUCUCAGUAUCAUCACAGCAAGCCUGGUUCUGCACUGACCUGGUACAGGCCUGUAGGUGAUACCAGGCCAACGCUGCCCAACGUAGAGGACAAAAGCAAGGAAACAGAGGACUCUUCCUGGCUUGAGCCUCCCUCUGUAAAGUCAGCGGACUCCUCUGAUUCGGGACUGUAUGAGGUUGAUUGUAAACGGAGGAAGGUGUCCCCCUAUACCUCAAGCACCGAGAACUCGCCCCCCAAUCAGAGCAGCGAGAAGGAAAAUGGAAGUGAUACCGGUUACUACAGCUUUUAUGCCAACUGAAUCGCUGCAGACGAGAUCAAUCCCACUGUGCUGCAAACCAAUUCUGCAUCAAACCCUCUCACCUCACCACUCGGGUUGGAGUUCCCUUUGAAAUCUAAAUAAGUUUUCUUACAGCAGUCCUGAGAGAGAGAGAGGGAGGGAGAAAGCUUCAUGGAACUGCAGAGUUUAAAACUGCCCUGUGGUAGAAAGGGUGCUCUCUGCAGAAUUUUGAGGCCAUGUGUAUGAAGUGUUGUACUGAUGGACUGUUACUCCAGUUAAAGUGAUAUAAAUGGGUGUUACAGGGAAAUAAAAACAUUUCAUUCAAGCACAAGUUUAUCAUUCAUUGGUGGGUUCUCACGUCUGGGUAUGUCGUUUUCUUAUGUACAAUAGAAUGCCAGGUAGAUGUCUUAUAAUUGCAAUAUACAGAGUGGAAAAAACAAUAAAAAUUACCAGUUAUAGAUUGUUUCAAGCAUCUGGUUGCAAAACACAGAGGCAAAAGGUACAUUUAAUAUAUGCAUAUAUCUAUUUACUGUGUUUAAAGAGUUAUUGUUUCACUUUAAGAAUGUGCUUUUUCUAAUUCAGUAUUUUUCAUCACACUGCCAAGGAAUAGCAAGCUGGCAGCUUCAACACAGCAACAUUAAAGAAAACUGACUCUGCCCCUCUUUACAGAACAUAUAAUACUGGGACUGUGAAUGUGUUGUAAUUGACCUGGAAGUUGACCAAGCCUUUAUUUUUGUUUUAAAAAAAAAGUCUGUUUUAUAAUGAAAUAAAUUAAAUGCUGAGUAAAACAAAAAGCUGUGGUGAUUAUAUUUGUCAUUUUUGGCAGUUUUUGCAUCCCUAUCAUAAACUGAUCUGGCAACACCACCAUUAUUUUAUUCAUCUUGCUUCUACAGUUUCUCAUUCCCAAUCACCAGCCCUCAGUCCACAUUCUACCCCUCCCUAUUUGGAAUGCACUGAAUACCUGGAGCAGGAUUCUACAGCAUUCUUUUUCCAGGGCUGGUUCAUUAAAAUUGUGAUGGACAUUAUCGGCAAUCUCAGCCCUUGAGCCAAUGCCCAUUAUGGUGGACCGCAUUCCCAAUGUCAAUCAAGGGUGAUGACCUCCUGCCUGAUAUAUUGUCCUCCACCACCACUUAGGGGCUAGUAUCCAAUUCUAAAGCUCUAACCUAUGACCUUCAGUGACUUUGACUACCAGGUAUCAAAUGAAGAUUAUCUGCCACUCAAUUGGCAAUUGAGACAUGGAGAAGGAGAUAGCUGUUCUAUAUUAUGUGGGGGCUGUAUGUAAAUAUUUUGAUGUAAUUAUUUUGCGACCAUUUGUAAAUGGCUUCAAUUCUGGAAAUUGUAAAGGCUUUGGAAUCAACCAACAUCAGUACUGGCCACGUGACUUAAAAUGUGAAGAUGCACAAUAAGUUAUAUUAAAAAAAUGCUCCUCCUGUGUCAGUGUUAAGUGUGAAAUCUUUCUUGAGCAUGGAGUUUUAUUCCUGAUUACUUAAUUUAUUCAAAAAUCCUUGGUGUACAUUACUGGUUAAUGUAGUAUAUAUUGAAUAAAUGUACCUCAAA